AUGCCACGAAGGUUGCGCGUGCGACGACCUUUUCCUCAUGCUCGUAGGUCGUACAACUACAAAAACUACUACUCGAUCUGUGUUAUAGCUGGGCCCCAACGACCUAGCAUAAGGAAGUGGAUUAAGUAUAUAUAACUAGCCUCCACAAGCUUCGCCCGGCUUCAAGUUAGUUUAGCACUUUUCUGCGGCCUCCCACGGGCUACAGCCGCUAGAGUAGAGACAGCCGGCGGGUGAGCUGAUGCACCUUACGAAUUGACUACGACAAGAGCCGAGCGCCGGCGGUGGCCGACUGAGAUGCGUCGACUCAUGUGCAGGGCAUUGCGCUGCCUUCGGUUUUUUUUUUGAGAUUGCCGGGCGGGUCAUGCAAAUUCUUAAGAAUUUGCAAGACCCCCACGGCAGUCCAACAAAAAAACCAGAAGAGAGCCACCAGACACGCACAAGAAUCCGCAAGCCCCAACGCACGCAAGCGCCUCGCGGUGGCGCCAGGCAAGAACGAGGGGCGACCUUGAUGGGCCAAACAAGACAAAGCAACGCAGGGCCGCGCUGCUUGGGUCUCUCUACGCGCUUACACCUGGCGGGGCUUCUUUGUUUCGUCAGAUGUCUCUCGUCAGAAACAGGCGGGCGCACUUCGCGGGGUCGUGCGGCGUCGCGCUUCGGGCUGUGGCUGAAGCCUCUCGGCUGGCUGACGUCUUUCACCAAGCUGGAGACUAAGGCCCUCCAUCAGGCUGAUGCCGUUCGUCAGAACAACGCUCUGCGCCAGGCUGGCGGCGUUCGUCGGGCAGGCCGGCGCCCCUCGGCAGGCGUCUUGGGUCAGGCUGAGGCUUUUCGUCAGGGUCGGGCGACGUCUCUCGUCAGGCUGAAGCGCUUCGCCUGGCUGACAUUCCUCGCCGGGCCGAGACUCACGCCUUUGGUCAGGUUGAUGGCUUGCUUCAGCUCGGCGCCGUUCGUCAGGCUGAUGCACUCGCCAGCCAGGUGAGGCCUCUCGCCAGGCCGGCGCAAUGCUUCGCCAGGCGUCUGCCUUGCGUCGGAGGGAACAGGCUGAGCGGGGCCUUUCUUCGGGCUGCGGAUGUCUUUCCUUCGUAAGAUUGACCCCGUUCUUUCGUCGGACUGACGUGCUUCGCCAGAUUGACCGCGUUCGCCGGACUGACGUCCUUCGCGAAAGGUCUUCGCUAUCUUCAAGGGCCUCGCGCCACAGGGAGGCCUCGCGUCAGUUUUUCUGGCGGAGGUCGUUCGUCAGAUGUCUGCUGUCGCGGGUCUCACUCUUGUCGUGUCGGAGGUCUUGGGCCCAAAGGUCGUCUUUGGUCCACGCACAGGUCGCCGGUGGUCCACAGGUCGCCUGUGGCCCAAAGGUCGUCUUCGGUCCAAAGGUCGGCUUUGGUCCAGAGGUCGUCUGUGGUCCAGAGGUCGCUUUUGGUCCAGCGGCCGUCUUUGGUCCAAAGGUCGCCUUACUUUGGUCCAAAGGUCGCCCUACUUUGGUCCAAAGGUCGCCCUACUUUGGUCCAGAGGUCGAAGGGUCGCCUUACUUUGGUCCAAAAGUCGCCCUACUUUGGUCCAGAGGUCGGCGCACUUUGGUCCAAAGGUCGGCUUACUUUGGUCCAAAGGUCGGCUUACUUUGGUCCAAAGGUCGCCUUACUUUGGUCCAAAGGUCGCCUUACUUUGGUCCAAAGGUCGCCCUACUUUGGUCCAGAGGUCGCCGGGUCGCCUUACUUUGGUCCAAAAGUCGCCCUACUUUGGUCCAGAGGUCGGCGCACUUUGGUCCAAAGGUCGGCUUACUUUGGUCCAAAGGUCGGCUUACUUUGGUCCAAAGGUCGCCUUACUUUGGUCCAAAGGUCGCCUUACUUUGGUCCAAAGGUCGCCCUACUUUGGUCCAGAGGUCGCCGCACUUUGGUCCAGAGGUCGCCUGUGGUCCCGCGGUCGUCUUCGGUCCCAAGGUCGUCUUUGGUUUCAAGGUCGUCUUUGGUCCCAGUGUCGUCUUAAGUCCCAAGGUCUCCUGUGGUCCAGAGGUCGCCUGUGGUCCAAAGGUCGCCCCUGGGUCAAAGAUCGCCUUUGGGCCAAAGAUCGUCUUUGGGUCAAAGAUCGCCUGUGCUCCAAAGGUCGUCUUUGGUCCAAAGGUCGCCUUUAGUCCGAAGAUCGCCCUUGGUCCAACGGUCGCCCUUCGUCCAAAGCUCGUCUUUGGUCCAAAGAUCGGCUUUGGUCCAUGUGUCUUUGGUCCAAGGUCUUUGCCCUUUCGGUGGGCGGUCUUUCGUUGGCUGUCUCUCUUUGGACUUUUCUCCCCAGCUUGCGCCCCCACCCCCGUCGGCCAUUUUUCUGCCUUCUUUUCUGGUGGUCUGCCACGGGGCCGCAACGUAAAUCCCAACAAGGAAACGGCCGGAGGCUAUCGGGCUUGAGACUGAGGGGAAAGGGCAGGAGACUAUGGGCAAUAGCUUCGCGAAAGAAGCUGACUAAUCUCCGGUGGGUUAGGCGGGGAGUUUUAUGGCGGCGAUCAAUGGCGAGAUUAAUAAUAUAGAUUAAUAAUAUAGAUUAAUAAUAUAGAUUAAUAAUAUAGAUUAAUAAUAUAGAUUAAUAAUAUAGAUUAAUAAUAUAGAUUUUUUUUUUGUUAUGUUUUUUAUCUAUCAACUUAUAAUAAUUAUGCGUGUCUUGAAAUUAAUUUCGUAUCCUUUGCAGCGACACCAUGUUGCCCUUAGUUACAUCUUGAAAAAUUCAGUUGUGGUCGUUUUUGUAAGAACGGAAACUCGAUGUAUCACAAUAAUGCUUUGA
This is a messenger RNA of Amoebophrya sp. A25, 2757 nucleotides long. The record is from the annotation of a GenBank genome assembly. Lineage: Eukaryota; Dinophyceae; Syndiniales; Amoebophryaceae.